This is a messenger RNA of Chinchilla lanigera (long-tailed chinchilla), 2433 nucleotides long. RefSeq names its product transient receptor potential cation channel, subfamily M, member 1 (gene Trpm1). Gene Ontology annotation, molecular function: calcium channel activity. The record is from RefSeq and is a predicted model, not a curated record. Gene Ontology annotation, biological process: calcium ion transport into cytosol. The transcript has 17 exons. Lineage: Eukaryota; Metazoa; Chordata; Mammalia; Rodentia; Chinchillidae. The coding region runs from base 73 to 2406 and encodes 777 amino acids.
CACACCCAGAGCUACCCAACGGAUACCUAUGGAAUUCUUGAAUUCCAGGGUGGUGGAUAUUCUAAUAAAGCAAUGUACAUUCGCGUAUCCUACGACACCAAGCCAGACUCCCUGCUUCAUCUCAUGGUGAAAGACUGGCAGCUGGAACUCCCCAAGCUCUUAAUAUCAGUGCAUGGAGGACUCCAGAACUUUGAGAUGCAGCCCAAGCUGAAGCAGGUGUUUGGGAAAGGUCUGAUCAAGGCCGCCAUGACCACGGGUGCCUGGAUCUUCACAGGAGGUGUCAGCACUGGUGUCAUCAGCCACGUGGGGGAUGCCUUGAAGGAUCACUCCUCCAAGUCCAGAGGCCGAGUCUGUGCCAUAGGAAUCGCUCCAUGGGGCAUGGUGGAAAAUAAGGAAGACCUCGUUGGCAAGGAUGUAACAAGAGUGUACCAGACCAUGUCAAACCCUCUGAGUAAGCUCUCUGUGCUCAACAAUUCACACACACACUUCAUCCUGGCCGACAACGGUACCUUGGGCAAGUAUGGUGCUGAGGUGAAGCUGCGAAGACAGCUUGAAAAGCACAUCUCUCUGCAAAAGAUCAACACAAGACUGGGGCAGGGCGUGCCUGUCGUGGGGCUCGUGGUGGAAGGGGGCCCUAACGUGAUGUCUGUGGUCUUGGAAUACCUCCGGGAAGACCCUCCUGUCCCAGUGGUGGUUUGCGAUGGCAGUGGAAGAGCCUCGGAUAUUCUAUCCUUUGCACACAAGUACUGUGAAGAAGGAGGGAUAAUAAAUGAGUCCCUCAGGGAUCAGCUUCUAGUUACCAUUCAGAAAACGUUUAAUUACAGCAAGACACAAUCACAUCAGCUGUUUGCAAUUAUAAUGGAGUGCAUGAAGAAGAAAGAACUUGUCACUGUGUUUAGAAUGGGCUCCGAGGGUCAGCAAGAUGUUGAGAUGGCAAUUUUAACGGCCCUGCUGAAAGGAACCAAUGCAUCGGCUCCGGAUCAGCUCAGCUUGGCCCUGGCUUGGAACCGCGUUGAUAUCGCACGAAGCCAAAUCUUCGUCUUUGGGCCUCACUGGCCGCCCUUGGGAAGCCUGGCCCCUCCUGUGGAUAACAAAGUCAUAGAGAAGGAGAAGAAGCCACCCACAGCCACCACCAAGGGCAGAGGAAAGGGGAAAGGCAAGAAGAAAGGGAAAGUGAAAGAGGAGGUGGAGGAAGAGACUGACCCGCGGAAGCUUGAGCUGCUAAACUGGGUGAAUGCUCUGGAACAGGCAAUGCUGGACGCUUUAGUCUUAGAUCGAGUCGACUUUGUGAAACUCCUGAUUGAAAAUGGAGUGAACAUGCAACACUUUCUUACCAUCCCGAGGCUGGAGGAGCUUUACAACACAAGACUGGGUCCACCAAACACGCUGCACCUGCUGGUGAGAGAUGUAAAAAAGAGCAACCUUCCGCCUGAUUACCACAUCAGCCUCAUAGACAUAGGGCUCGUGCUGGAAUACCUCAUGGGCGGAGCGUACCGCUGCAACUACACCCGGAAAAGCUUUCGGACCCUUUACAACAACUUGUUCGGACCUAAGAGGCCUAAAGCUCUUAAACUUCUAGGAAUGGAAGAUGAUGAGCCUCCAGCCAAAGGGAAGAAAAAGAAAAAGAAGAAGAAGGAGGAAGAGAUUGACAUCGACGUGGACGACCCCGCCGUGAGCCGGUUCCAGUACCCCUUUCACGAGCUGAUGGUGUGGGCCGUGCUGAUGAAACGCCAGAAAAUGGCCGUCUUCCUGUGGCAGCGGGGGGAGGAGAGCAUGGCCAAGGCCUUGGUGGCCUGCAAGCUCUACAAGGCCAUGGCCCAUGAGUCCUCCGAGAGCGAGCUGGUGGAUGACAUCUCCCAAGACCUGGACAACAAUUCCAAAGACUUCGGCCAGCUUGCCGUGGAGCUGUUAGAUCAGUCCUAUAAGCACGAUGAGCAGAUAGCCAUGAAAUUGCUGACCUAUGAGCUGAAGAACUGGAGCAACUCCACCUGCCUCAAACUGGCCGUGGCAGCCAAACAUCGGGACUUCAUCGCCCACACUUGCAGCCAGAUGCUGCUCACGGACAUGUGGAUGGGGAGGCUUCGCAUGAGGAAGAACCCCGGGCUGAAGGUUAUCAUGGGGAUUCUUCUUCCGCCCACCAUCUUGUUUUUGGAAUUUCGUACAUAUGAUGAUUUCUCAUACCAAACAUCAAAGGAAAAUGAAGAAGGCAAGGAAAAAGAAGAUGAAAAUACGGAUGCAAAUGCAGAUGCCAGCUCAAGAAAGGGGGAUGAGGAGAAUGCACACAAAAAGCAGAAGAGCAUUCCCAUUGGAACAAAGAUCUGUGAAUUCUAUAAUGCACCCAUAGUCAAGUUCUGGUUUUACACAGUAAGCCUUCCUCCUUACCAUUUGCCAUUCAGUAUGUUUUAAAUAUAGAGACACGUUGGAAUAAAAAAA